Molecule: messenger RNA, 2691 nt
Organism: Dothidotthia symphoricarpi CBS 119687
Lineage: Eukaryota; Fungi; Ascomycota; Dothideomycetes; Pleosporales; Dothidotthiaceae
Product: Bromodomain-containing protein
Exons: 4
Biological process (GO): regulation of DNA-templated transcription; chromatin remodeling
Cellular component (GO): chromatin; nucleus
Source: RefSeq, a predicted model, not a curated record
CUUCAUUUUCAUGGACCUAUGGCAGUAAUGACAUCACCUGCUUUCGACAAAUCACCUCUAGACGUCAAGGCAAGCGCCUUUGCGCCGACAGACGCCAUGGCACUUGAUACCGAGGCGAAUGGCAUUCACGAUGUGCUCUUCGACGAGCCAGGCACCAAUACCAACCCGACCGAGGAUGCUGCGCAAGACCCUGUCGAUGACUCUGCGCAACUCAAGUCAACCACAAACGGAAACCACGUACCCUCCGACACGUCAGCGUCUGCGAUCGAAUCCAACACAAACAACGGUCCUACUACAAACGUCUCCAGUGGUAUUGACGGCAUUGCGCAGUUUCUGCCCGAUGCUAUGCAAGACACAAACUCGUCGUUCGGCGACUCUGAAGACAUCGGCACGACCUCGCUAACGCAUGCAGCGGAGGCCCCUACCUCUGAUGUACGCGACGACGUAGAAGUCAAAGCAGAGCAGUCAGCCGAGGUUCCAGCCGCAAGUGAGGGUAUUGAGCAAGUAUCUGAGGAUCAGGUUGAUUCGAAAGAUGACUUGUUUGGAGAUGCCAUGGACAUCUCGGCCGAUAUGACCGAGGACACGAAGCCACCUUCAAGCUCGGCUGCGCCUCCGACCAACUCGAUGACAGAGCUUACCAUUCAAACACAACUCGGCAAUGUCCCUGCACCGCUCGACUCGGCAAAAUCACCCAAGAACAUGGAUCAUGCUAUGGAGGAUGCGCCAAUGUCUGGCAAGGUGCGACGGCGCGAGGAAGAUGAGGAUGACGUUCCAGAAGCAAAGCGAACCAAGACCGAAGACGACAUGAACGGCCAGAUCGACUUCAAGGUCCCCGACGUCCCCUCUCAACCAGAGCAACCGAGUGCAAAUGCGAAUGCGAAUGGCGUCCCUAGGGGGGUUGCUGUGCCCAUCAGUCAUGAACCAUCCGGUCUUCAGCACGCAGUCGACUACGAACAUUGGCCCACAGCUACGAUGACCGAGGCUCAGAACAGGUUUCUGCUAGAGAGGAUACGGAAUACGAAGAAGAUCAAAGUCUCGCUUGCGUUCAAAGAUCCGGUCGAUCCAAUAGCUCUCAACAUCCCAACUUACACGACAAUAGUCACAAAGCCUAUGGAUCUUUCGACGAUGGAGGGUAAGUUGAAGGAGAAGAGAUACACUCACGUCAGGGAAUUCAUGUCAGAUCUUGACCAGAUGAUUGAGAACAGCGAGUUGUUCAACAACAAGCAGCAUCCUGUCACACAAGCUGGCUACAAUCUGCGCGCGUAUUUCCUCAAAGGUAUGGGCAAGAUGCCUAGGGGUAGUGUCGAAGAGCCGCCAAAGCCGGUGAAGGUGAGGAAACCAUCGUCCAGCUCUGCGCCCAAAGCUCGACGUGAUUCCAGAGCGCCGCCGGUAACGGUCAAGUCUCCCACAAUCCCUACUCCCGCAGUCGCAUCGCCACAAGCCGCGUGGCCUCUGGGUCAGGAUGGCAUCCCCGUCAUUCGUCGAGAUUCGUCGAGUGCCAACGACCGGCCUAAGCGAGAGAUCCACAGGCCGUCCAAGGAUCUGCCCUACGCCAACGCUAAGCCGAGAAAGAAGAAGUUCCAGCAGGAGCUGAAGUUCUGUGAGAGCGUCAUGGCGGAGCUCACGAAACCAAAGUACGCUGCUGUCACGUAUCCUUUCAUGGUUCCUGUCGAUCCUGUGGCGCUGAACAUCCCGUCGUACUUGAAGAUCAUCAAGAAACCCAUGGACUUUGGAACGAUUGACAAAAACCUGAAGAAUGGUGUGUACCAGAGCGCGAAGGACUUCCACAACGACGCGCAGCUGGUUUUCCAAAACUGCUACAAGUUCAAUCCCGAGGGCGAUGUCGUCAACAAGAUGGGCAAGGAACUCGAGUCUCUCUUUGAAGAGUUGUGGAAAGAGAAGGCCGACUGGCUUGCUCAGCAUGCGCCCGCCCCCGAGCAAUCUCCUGGGGAGCUCUACUCGGAUGAGGAUGACGAGGAAGAAGAGGAAGAGGAGGAUGACGAUCCUGCCCAAGCCCAAUUCCUAGCCAUCCAGCAACAGAUCGCGGCUUUGAACGAGACGGCGCAACAGCUGCUCAAGCAGCAAACAGGCAAGCGCGCGUCGCCCAAAGUGCAGAGCAAGAAGAAGUCCAAGGUCGUGGCUCCACCGCCGAAGAAGAAGGCUCCUCUGUCCGUGCCACCUCCUGUGAAUGCGCGAUCCAACAAGCAGAAGACACGGCCGAAGGCGCCUGCGCCUCUGACGUUUGCUCAGAAGCAGGAGAUCUCCGAGGGCAUAAGCACUCUGGGUGAUGCUGACAUGCGUCGUGCAGUCCAGAUCAUUCGAAAUGGAUGCCCACACCUCGCCAGUGUGAAUGACGAUGAAAUGGAGCUUGACAUGGAUGAGAUCAACGACGAGACGCUUAGAGAGCUCUUCCGUUUCAUCAAAUCCAUCCGUGGGCCGAGGGCAGGUGCAGCAGCUGAUGACGACUUUGAGCCGCCGCGCCCGACGCACAAGCAGACCACCACCACCACAACCAGCAGGCCGAAGAAGAACAAGCCCAUGGGCAAGACGGAGCAGGAAGAGAACAUGCGGAAGAUCCAGGAGAAGCUAAACUCGUUCCAGGGCGGCGCUUCCGGUUCCAGCCAGUCACCACCAGCACAAGAUGACUCUGACGACGAUGACUCGAGCGCGUCUGAGAGCGAGGAAGAGUAA